This is a messenger RNA of Lonchura striata (white-rumped munia), 1016 nucleotides long. Lineage: Eukaryota; Metazoa; Chordata; Aves; Passeriformes; Estrildidae. The record is from RefSeq and is a predicted model, not a curated record.
CCCACAGCCUUCAAUUGAACACAGAAAGGUUCCGCAGAGGAUAGAGGAGCAGGGCGAUGCUCCCGAGGACGGCGGCGGCGGCGCGCCCGGGCUGUGGGGCAGCUGGGGCCCCUGGUCCGCCUGCUCGCGGAGCUGCAGCGGCGGCGUCAUGGAGCAGACGCGGCCCUGCCUGCCCGCCUAUUACCGGGAGCGCGGCUACCGCCGCCCGGGCCGCCACUUCCCGGCCGCGGACCGCGCCCUGCCCCGCCACGGCGCCCACCACGAGGACCCGCUGUCCGCCUACCCCGGCCACGUCAUCUCUGCCAUCCGCACCUCCGUGCCGCUGCACAGGAACGAGGAGCAGCCCUGGGCCGCGCUGCGGAACAGCAGCCAGGGCGGGCGGGCGGCGCUGCGGGGCAGCCGGCACUCGCAGGGCGCCGGCCCGGACAGGAGAAGCAGAAACAGAAAUCCUAUUGGUCCAGGAAAGUAUGGCUAUGGAAAAGUGCCAUACAUUUUACCUUUACAAACUGACACUGGCCAGCAGCCUCAGAAGCUGCGGAGGCAGCGGCAGUCGUCGAGGAAGCAGCUGUUCCACCCGAGCCCCUACAGCCAGGCUGCUGCUCCUUCCCUGCAGCACGGGAGCCUUUACCAGGAGCCAGGCGGGCCUCAGGCAGGGCACCAGGCCCUGGGGCCCUCGGUUUAUCAGCCCCCUUCGUUCCCCGUGUCUCAGAGCCUGUUCCACGGCCGUGACUCCAACCCUCAGGCCCUGCAGGGCCAGCCCCAGCCGCAGCGGGCUGCAGCCAUCGUGUGCAUUGGUGCCUACAAGCAAUAUAAACUCUGCAACACAAAUAUGUGUCCUGAAAGCAGCAGGAAUAUUAGAGAGGUACAGUGUGCAUCAUACAAUAACAAGCCAUUUAUGGGUCGAUUUUAUGAAUGGGAACCUUUUGCAGAAGUGAAGGGGAGUCAGAAGUGCGAGCUGAACUGCCGGGCCAUCGGCUACCGAUUCUACGUGCGCCAGGCGGAGACCGUGAUCGACG